CGAUUAGGGUUUUAUCAUUUGUAGGGUUCUUCACGAGAGAGAAAAAGGAAGCGUGCGCCAUGGCGAAGCAUCAUCCGGAUUUGAUCAUGUGCCGCAAGCAGCCGGGCAUUGCGAUCGGUCGCCUGUGCGAGAAGUGCGAUGGCAAGUGCGUGAUCUGCGAUUCCUACGUCCGGCCGUGUACCCUAGUCCGCGUGUGCGACGAGUGUAACUAUGGAUCCUACCAGGGGCGCUGCGUCAUCUGUGGAGGAUUGGGGAUCUCCGACGCUUACUACUGCAAGGAGUGCACGCAGCAGGAGAAGGAUCGAGAUGGGUGUCCCAAGAUCGUCAACCUGGGCAGCGCCAAGACCGAUCUCUUCUACGAGCGCAAGAAAUAUGGAUUCAAGAAGCGGUAGCCUCGGUGCUACAAUCCAAUCGAUCGUUAAAGGUCAGUCGGUUGGAUUGCUAGCUUCUCUGUAGCUACUGGAAAAUUUUCUAGAACACAAGGCUGUAUUUCUCGUUGCUUCUA
This is a messenger RNA of Selaginella moellendorffii, 505 nucleotides long. Its product is annotated as PHD finger-like domain-containing protein 5B. The coding region runs from base 60 to 392 and encodes 110 amino acids. The transcript has a single exon. NCBI's taxonomy places the organism in Eukaryota, Viridiplantae, Streptophyta, Lycopodiopsida, Selaginellales, Selaginellaceae. The record is from RefSeq and is a predicted model, not a curated record. Gene Ontology annotation, biological process: mRNA splicing, via spliceosome. Gene Ontology annotation, cellular component: catalytic step 2 spliceosome; precatalytic spliceosome; U2 snRNP.